Molecule: messenger RNA, 647 nt
Organism: Sinocyclocheilus anshuiensis
Lineage: Eukaryota; Metazoa; Chordata; Actinopteri; Cypriniformes; Cyprinidae
Product: ankyrin repeat domain-containing protein 37-like
Exons: 4
Coding region: 138-626 (162 amino acids)
Cellular component (GO): cytoplasm
Molecular function (GO): protein binding
Source: RefSeq, a predicted model, not a curated record
UGUACUUCGUUGUACAUGGGUCUGUCCGCUUGUUUGAUUGCAGAACGCUUCUGAGCAACAGCGGAGUGACUGUGUCACGCCCAGUCAAACUUUUAUACGGCAUUAUUCUUUGUGAAAUUAUCCAGACAUCAGCUACUAUGUUUUUGCUUGAGACAGAGUCGCUGGACUGCAUGAGUAAUCUUUUUGAAAGCGGGUUUGCGGUGAAUGGAGGUCUGAAUGGUCGCGGACAGUCUCCAGCGCAUCUCGCGGCGUGCGGAGGUCAGGCCUUCUGCUUGCUUUGGCUGCUGCAAACCGGUGCUGAUGCAAACCAGCAGGACGCGAGCGGAGAGACACCCAUGCAUAAAGCAGCCAGAGCGGGCAGUUUGGAGUGCAUCAGUGUGCUGAUGGCAAGUGAGGCACAUUUCGACAUUUGCAACAACGCUGGACAGACUGCUGAAGAUAUUGCAUGGUCUUGCGGGUUUAAUGAGUGCAGGAGGUUUCUGAACAUGCAUCGCAGAACACAGGACUUGAAGAACGCUUCAUUAUCAUCCCUCUCUGAACGGCACACGCUGAGCAGCACUCUCGCAGGACAGAAGAGAGGCGCGGACUCCAGUGCUCAAGAUGGGAAGAAAGCACGGGACUGGUGAUGAAUGUUCUCAUAAAGAGAG